UCGUGCCCAGACUCUGCCCGUCAACCUCCAAGUGCGUCACAGCAUAAGCUUCACCCAUAAUAUAAGAAGUUGGUUUGUAAAACAUCAGACGGCGCGUGGAUCCUGAGUACACGUCAUCAUCCAUCGGUCGAGAACGGUAUAGCGAUUCUAUCAGGUGCGCCCAGAUGAUUUGAAAAGGAUGGGUUUGUCAAAGUAGGUAAAAUAUACUCUUAAGUACAAAAUAAUUACGCCCUUUUCUCUGGCUGCCCUGCUCUGCUCUGGAAUAAACUGCACAGGUGAGUUUAUUCAUUCUGCUACAGCACCUAUAGUGUCAAACGUUAUUUUAAAACGUAUAAUUUUAGGAUCAUGGUUUGCGUUUUUAAGAGUCUUUCAUAUCUAUUAUUCCCAAAGUUUUAGUUGAUAGCUUGUAAUUACCACGAGGUUAGCUGUUCUAUUCAUUAGACUGUAAAACAUGUCCAGAUUGGUGUUUACGUGCUUUUUAAUUUUUGUUUUUAUCCUCAUGCACUGAGUUAACAGAUUGUUUUUACACCAGUAAAAAUAUGCUGUCAUGAGGCUGGCAAAGAGCACAUGACGUUUACACACAACGACUGAAUAAUUUCUGCAUGCGUUUACUAAAACAACUCGUGAUUAUCAAGCACUGGAACUUUUUAAGACUUGUAUGUGAUUCACAAUAUAUAUUUCACAGUAUAUGUUGAAUCUAUUUUUGAUUCAAUGAUAAUUUAUUAUUAUAAUAUUUUCAUUAUUAAUGUAAAUGCAUUACAUCAAAUCUAAUAUUCAUUCAUUUUUAGUUUUAGGUAAAUUAUUCACAUAUUUUGCACUGAUUUUUGCUUGUAAUGCAAUGAUCAAAAAAUGACUAAAACAAAUCUACAGCGACAGGUACAAAGUAAGAACCUGCCAUAAGAAUGCCACCCGCACCGUCUUUGUGUUUGACUAUCAAAUAUUUAACUUUCCAAGAGGUGGAGUCAUAUAUAUACCCGUCCUCUAAAGGUUUUUAUGUAUUUCUGCUAUUUUACUGAGGCCAUGGAGAGAAUCCCUUUGAGUAUGGGCAGCCUGCGGGCGCUGCCGUGGUACGUUGGGGCUUCACAGGUGCUCGGGAUGGCAUGUGUGGUGAUCACAGGUGUGUGGAUGGGACAUUAUCAUGGAGGUUACGCUUGGGACGGCUCAGCACAAGAGUUUAAUGUCCAUCCUCUCUGCAUGGUCCUCGGCUUGGUCUUCCUCUAUGGAGAUGCUGUUCUGGUUUAUCGUGUCUUCAGAAAUGAGAGUAAACGCUCUGUGAAGAUUCUUCACGCUCUUCUGCACAUGAUGGCCCUCAUCAUCAGUAUUGUGGGUCUAGUGGCUGUAUUUGACUUCCAUGCGAAGGCGAAGAUUUCUAACAUGUACUCGCUACACAGCUGGUGUGGCAUGCUGACCUUCGUUCUGUUUAUACUACAAUGGUUCCUGGGUUUGGGCUUGUUCCUGUUCCCCUGGGCAUCUGCUCAGUUGAGGAGCUGGUAUCUCCCCCUGCAUGUCUUUUUUGGUCUCUUGCUGCUGGCCAUGUCUAUAGGAACCUGUCUGUUGGGCAUCACAGAGAAACUGCUCUUCAAUAUCAUGUCGACCUACUCGGAGUUUGCGGCAGAGGGGGUUUUAGCAAACACCUUAGGCUUGUUGCUGGUGUGCUUUGGGGUAGUGGUGGGUUACGUGGCGACGAGAGAGGAUUUCAGACGACCACCAAAUCCAGAGGAAGAAGCUCUGUCUGUGCACUUUAAGACACUGUCAGAAGGAGAAAUCCCCAGCUCGCCUUAAUUUUAUAACAUAACCACUGC
This is a messenger RNA of Triplophysa dalaica, 1802 nucleotides long. RefSeq names its product transmembrane ascorbate-dependent reductase CYB561 (gene cyb561). Bases 994 to 1782 code for a protein of 262 amino acids. The record is from RefSeq and is a predicted model, not a curated record. Gene Ontology annotation, cellular component: lysosomal membrane. Gene Ontology annotation, molecular function: oxidoreductase activity. NCBI's taxonomy places the organism in Eukaryota, Metazoa, Chordata, Actinopteri, Cypriniformes, Nemacheilidae. The transcript is spliced from 5 exons.